Messenger RNA from Pimephales promelas (fathead minnow), 1253 nucleotides. RefSeq lists its product as uncharacterized. Gene Ontology annotation, biological process: positive regulation of DNA-templated transcription; autophagosome assembly. NCBI's taxonomy places the organism in Eukaryota, Metazoa, Chordata, Actinopteri, Cypriniformes, Leuciscidae. The record is from RefSeq and is a predicted model, not a curated record. Gene Ontology annotation, cellular component: autophagosome; nucleus.
GAGCCUCGAGUACAUAAACAAGUCCAGACUGUACAUCGACGGUAUAGGCUAGUGACUACUACAACCAGACAUAUUUAGAUAAAGCAGAGGCAUUUAAGCUGCAAAAACUACUUUUCUGACAACUAAUAAGAUAGCAGUCUGGCUAAGGCUAAGCCAUAACAGAAAAUGAUCAGCAGAAUCCUUGCACAGCUGGUGGGAAGAGAAGAGAAGGACAGUGAUGUUGCAGAGGAAACUGAUAACUGUGCAAACCUCCUUGAGUUUGAUGAUGGAGAAUGGGUUAUCAUAAAGAUACACGAGAAUCAGUCACUUGGCUCAGCUGACACCAACAUUCUUGAGAACCUGUUAAUCGAGCACCCCAGCAUGUCUGUGUACCAGAUGAGGCCUGAUCAGGGAGACCUCGGUUCGGAUGAAGAAACGGAGGACGUGGCUAGGCCAGUGCCAGUCAGCCGUCACGUUUCUUGGCGGUUAGCAGCAUGGGGCAGCCCCUUGCCCUGCAGCGCCAUUCUGCUCUCAGUGCAGUGUGCCAGAGUCUAUAAUGAGCACAGGAAACUGACCCGCGGCGCCCUCAACAGGCAAAAUCUUGCAAGAACACGCUAUUCACCUUCUGAGCGGCGUUACUUCAAACAGCCCACUCAGCGCCUGUACAACAACUGAGAAAAUGAUCAAUUUCAUCUGAAAGCACUGAACAUACAGGAUUUGAUGAGUGAAGAGUGGUUUAAGGGGGUAUGUUUGCAAAUUAGCAUAUGAAACCAUUCCCCUGUAAGACUAGGAUGGAUUAAGAAAAAUGUUUUAUUACAUGCAGUGUGGUAUUAUUAUCUUCAGGAAGAAGUCUCACUGACAGUGUGUGACACUGAAAUAACUCUGUAAAGCAUAUGUUAAAAAAUUACAAGUAGUUUGCUUUAUUAGUCCUUUAGUACUUUAAAGUUUUUAAGCAAUGCAAUGAUUUUUGAGUGGAUCUAUUUUAGCUUAGCUGUGACUGGAGCAUGUAUAUAAAAAACAACAAAAAAACUUGUUUGAGAACAAUUAAGUGUUGAAGAUUGUACUGUACCAGGCAAAGCAAAUUUUCAAGUAUUGAAAUGAAAUUGUAUCUUAAUGUUACUCACAUGACAAAGUGAUAUGUUGUGAUUUACUGUGAUUAUUUGACUUUGUAUAUUUAAAUGCCUGGGGUUGCUUUUUUAUCUUCAUGAAUAUAUAUAUAUAUAUGAUAACACUUAAAAAGUGAAAAAAAAAAAUAAAUAAAUUUUUUAUCUUCA